UGGAGAUCCAACAACUUCCACUGGAUGCUUGAGGAGCUGCAGUGUCUGAUUCUGAGCUGUGAACUUAGAAAUGCCUCUGAGGAAAGCUGUGAUCGUUCCAGGCAACGGUGCAGGAGAUGUGGAGCACUGUAACUGGUAUGGUUGGGUCCACAAACAAAUCAAUAAGAUUCCAGGUUUGUCCUGCCAGUUAAAAAACAUGCCAGAUCCAGUGACAGCCAGGGAGAGCAUAUGGCUGCCCUUCAUGGAGAAGGACCUGCUGUGUGAUGAAGAGACAGUGAUCAUUGGCCACAGCUCUGGAGCAGCUGCUGCUAUGAGAUAUGCUGAGACCCACAGGGUAUUUGGCAUCAUCCUGGUGGGCGCCUACACCUCAGACCUGGGAGAUGAGAAUGAGAGGGAGAGUGGAUAUUUCAGCCGGCCAUGGGAAUGGAACAAGAUCAGAGCAAAUGUGAAGCACAUUGUUCAGUUCGGAUCCACAGACGAUCCCUUCCUACCUUGGGGGGAGCAGCAAGAAGUAGCAGACGGACUGAAAGCAGACCUUCACAAAUACACAGACCGUGGACAUUUUCAGAAUACCCAUUUCCCAGAGCUCAUUGACUCUGUGCAGAAACUGACAAAAGCUGACUGAGUAUGUCACAGAGGCUGCAAUUCCAACAGCAGUAAUAGUAAGCAUGAAACAAUCUCAUACAACAGUACCCAAAAAUAAAAAAAUAAUAAAUUUAA
Molecule: messenger RNA, 720 nt
Organism: Colossoma macropomum (tambaqui)
Lineage: Eukaryota; Metazoa; Chordata; Actinopteri; Characiformes; Serrasalmidae
Gene: rbbp9
Product: retinoblastoma binding protein 9
Exons: 5
Coding region: 71-625 (184 amino acids)
Molecular function (GO): hydrolase activity
Source: RefSeq, a predicted model, not a curated record